AUGGAUAAUUCGAAAGUAUCAGGCAAUUAUGGACGUGGUAAUUCAGCAAAAGAUAUCUUACCAAAUUCAUUGAAUUCAUAUUCAUGUCCACUAUCACCAUCAAUAAAUAUUAAUAAUAAUUUAAAUGUAGCUAGUGGACGUGCUGCACAAGUUCUACGUCAAAUAAAACAAUCAUCUUUAUCAAAUUCAUCGAAAGAUCUUUUAGAAAAUCAAUUAUUUAUUCGUUGUACAACAACUCAAUGGUAUAAAUAUCUAGUUGAAUUUCAACCAAUAAUAACAAGUCGAACGACUCGUUUUACAAUGAUUAAUCAUCUAUCAAAAUAUCUCGGUGAUUUACAUAAAUUAUAUGAUGGUCAAUUUAUUUAUGUUUCACAUCAACUGUCAAAAGAAACUUUUAUUUUUAAUAAUACAACAAUGAAUAUACCAAAUGAAGUACGUAUACGAUAUAUUGAAACAAUUAAUAUUGAACAAAUACCAAUUGAUCUUAUUAAUGUUCUAUUUCGAUUAGCAAUUGAUCAAGGUCGAGAAUCAAUUAUCAAUUCAACAAAUCGAAAUGGUGGAUAUCGACCAAAAGUACGUCAUUGGAAUGGUAAAAUUGUACAGAUUGAACAUAAAGACGAUGGAAUAUUAUUAACUAUUGAUUUUGUACAAAAACCAUCAACAACAUGUUAUGAAGAAUUAGAACGUUUCUAUAUGUCAAAAUGUGGUGAUGAUUAUCAAGAAUCUGCUAGAAAAGAAUUAAUUAAUAAACUUGUUUUAACACGAUAUGAUAAUCGAACACAACGUAUUGAUAAUAUUGAUUUUCAACUUACACCAGCUACAUUUACAUUUAAUGAUGAUUCACAAACAACAUUAAUGGAUUAUUAUCUACAUAAAUUCGAUAUGAUAAUUAAAGAUCCUGAUCAACCAUUAAUUGUUUAUUGUCCACGACGACCUGGUGAAAAUACUGCAAAUACAGAAGUUAAUUAUCUUGUUCCAGAAUUUUGUUAUUUAACUGGUUUAUCCGAUCGUGCACAUCGAGAUGCUCGAGCACGAAAGAUACAUAAUCUUAUUCCAUUAGAUUCAGCUGGACGUCAAGCGGAAAUAUCUUAUUUUGAUGAUAUCAUUCGACGAAAUAUUGCAACAAUUAAAUAUCUUGCUUUAUGGGGUAUUGAUAUUGUUUCAACGAAUAUUCCAAUACAUUCAUCCAUAGACGAAUCAUAUCGAAAAAUAUCUUAUAAUGAUACAGUACUUGAAGAUGAUGAAGAAAAUGAACAAAAAGAUAUGCAAGAUAAUGAUCAUUCUUAUGGACAUUUUAUUAAUCCGAUUGAACUCAAUAAUUGGUUAUUAAUUUAUCCAAAGCUUGACGAAGAUCGAGCAUCAAUCUAUGUCAAUAUGCUUCGACAAGUAGGUCAACAACAAGGAAUGCUUAUUAGUGAGCCAAUUCAUGUAAAAAUGGAUGAUGAUGAAACAGAAACAUAUGCAAAUACACUUCGUUGUAAUCUCAAUGAACAAAUACAACUUGUAUCAGUCAUUGUUAAAUCACGUCGAAUUGAUCGUUAUAAUACAAUUAAACGUAUCUGUUGUAUUGAAAUACCAACUCCGACUGAAAUUGUUUUAAGAAGUACAAUUGCUGAUGACGAUAUUCUACCAGGUGUUGCAUUGAAUAUUGCUCGAGAUAUUAAUUUUAAACUUGGUGGACAAAUUCGAGCAAAUAAUAUUAAUAUACCAAAUAUAAUGAUGAUUGGUUUAGCUACAUGGACAUCGACACAUGUAAAUUAUAAAUCAUCAGAACAUCUUGAUUAUGUUUUGGCUAUUGUUGGUUCAUUGAAUCAUAAAAUGACAGAAUAUUUUAGUCAUGCAAAAUCAUAUAAAAAUGAAAAUGAUCUUCGAUAUGAUAUUGGACUUUUUGUUCGAUUAGCAAUUGAUGCAUAUUAUGAAGAAAAUAAAAUUUAUCCAACAACAAUUAUUAUUGGACGAAAUGUUUUAUCAUCAUUUGAUGAUUUAAAUAUAAUUAAAGAAAAUGAAAUUCAAUCAAUUAUUGAUAUGAUUACACAUAAUAAUAUUAUAGAAGAUUAUAAACCACGAUUAAUUAUAUAUGCAUUUAUGAAACAAAUGAUUUAUGAUUUUUAUAAAUAUGUUCAGGUCAAAAAAAUUGCUAAUGUUGAUUGUUUAAUUGCAAAAGAUUCACCAAAUUAUUGUUUCUAUUUAUCAUCACAUCGUGAUCAUUGUUCAACAUUAAAGGCUCGUCAAUUUCUUGUUCUAUUUGAUAAUACUGAUUUAUCAGCACAAAAAAUUCAACGACUUAUACUUUAUUUAACAUUACAUAUUCCACAACGUAAUCAAUUUUUUUUGCCAUCAGUUUGUCGAUUUGCUCAACGUCUUUCAUCGUUGGUUGGUGAAACUCUUGGUGAUUUACCAAAUUUUUCACAAUAUAAAAAUUUAUUCUAUCUUUAA
This is a messenger RNA of Rotaria sp. Silwood2, 2436 nucleotides long. The record is from the annotation of a GenBank genome assembly. Lineage: Eukaryota; Metazoa; Rotifera; Eurotatoria; Philodinida; Philodinidae.